AUGGGCUGGUUUUGGGACUCGAAUGCGAACGAACCGACCAAUGAUUCCUACAAGAAGCUCGACCCUGCUCUGCGCGACUUUCUAGACAAAGAGUCACCGCUGAAGUACGAAGAUGUCAAAAGAAGAGAAACGCCCUCGAACGCACGACCCAGUGCAUCAUCACCGCCAUCCACAGACGCCGCGCCGAACACAUAUCGAUCGCAACUGGGUAUAAGUACUAUCGGAGCGGAGCAGGACCAGUCAGCUACAGUGCCACCAGAGAAUCGGCCUGCAGUACCCGCAGAAUCGUUGUUCCAGGACGGCAGAUACGCGCACUUAUGGAAGAACUAUCGUCCACAGGCAGAGAUCGAGGCUGCUGGACGAUCGGACCAGGAUCGGCUGGCAGAUGUGGUCGAAGCAUACAACGAUCGUAAAGCAGAAAUUGGGCGAGCAGCAAUCGAGAAUUGCGUGGACUAUCAGCUUGCUGCGAAGGAGUGCUUCUCGAACGGUGGCUGGGCGAAGAAGAUGACCAUGUGUAGGGAGGAGAAUAGAGCGUUCAACAGAUGCUACACUAUGCAAGGUCGCUUUCUGAAAGCGCUGGGAUAUCUGGCACAACAGCGCUCCGCGGAAGAAGAGGAGCGCAUACAAAUGCAUGCGGACAAGCUAUAUCAUGAGAUGCUCGAGCGAGAACGGAUCGCGAAAGAAGCGCAGGAACAGGGCCUCGAAGCUCCAGAAAUGCCGCCUCUCAUACAAGCCGAGGCAACCACUCAAGCGUUAGGACAGGACAGUGCAUGGGCGCGAGCAAGGCAGAAGGCGGCAGAGCGGGGCAUUCCCCAGACCCUGAGCUCGUAUCCGCCGGAGAAGCAGGAAGAGAUCAAGAGGAGGAUCGAAGGGUUGCCCCAGGACCAGAAAGACCUUGAACUACAACUCAUUGCAGCGGAAACCAGAGCUCAACUAGAGUAUGCCGAGCAGGUCACCGAAAGGCUCGAAGAGGAGCGUGUCCACCGAGCGCAACGAAGAGAACGAGGCAAGGAGACUGCUGGAGAUGCUAUCAAGAGAAUGUGGGGCUGGGACAAAUGA
Messenger RNA from Fulvia fulva, 1059 nucleotides. RefSeq lists its product as uncharacterized. The record is from RefSeq and is a predicted model, not a curated record. The transcript has a single exon. Bases 1 to 1059 code for a protein of 352 amino acids. NCBI's taxonomy places the organism in Eukaryota, Fungi, Ascomycota, Dothideomycetes, Mycosphaerellales, Mycosphaerellaceae.